AUGGUAUUCAACACUGCAUUUUUGGCAAGUUUUGUUGUUUAAUCGCGCUUUUUACAACUAAUAUAUUAAAUUGAAUUAAAAUGGUUCUUAUAAUGCGUGUUUCUCCGCCGGAACAUGGCCUGCUGUAUACGGCAAACAAUAUCAAGCUGAAACUAGGCGACAAAGUGGUGGGCGAAGGCACAGUUUACAUUGCACAAAACACGCUAUCCUGGCAGCCAACUGAGUUGCCGGAGGGUAUAUCCAUUGAGUGGAAGCAGGUGAGCCUGCACGGCAUCUCCUCGAAUCCGAGGAAGUGCAUCUACUUCAUGCUGGACCACAAAGUCGAGUGGAACGGCGUCUAUGGAGAUCCCCCCCAGCAUGCAGUCAAUGGUCGCAAUGGCGGCGGUUCGGAGGCGGAAGUGGACGAGGGCAAUGGGAGCGAUGAGCACGAUGACGACGAUAAUUUCGAGGAUGCUGUAGACGAGCAGUUUGAAGAGGUCACAGAGUGCUGGCUUCUGCCGGACGACAUUCACACCGUGGACACUAUGUACAGUGCCAUGACCACUUGUCAGGCCCUACAUCCUGAUUCUGCAGACAGCGAUUCGGAAGACAGUGACCCCAUGCAGGAUGCCGGUGGCUUAGAGGAUGAGGCCAUGGAGGAGGAGGAUGCUUUGACGCUGGGACGCAACGGCGUGCAGAAUCUUAGUUUGGACGACGACGACGAACGAUUUGAGGACGCCGACGAGUGAAGCAUAAACUAUUUAUACAUCAAUAUCCCCUUUUAUACCAGAUAAACUGCACGAGUUUUAAAGAUA
Messenger RNA from Drosophila yakuba, 794 nucleotides. It is a transcript of the gene icln, whose product is annotated as methylosome subunit pICln. The record is from RefSeq and is a predicted model, not a curated record. Gene Ontology annotation, cellular component: plasma membrane; cytosol; methylosome. The transcript is spliced from 2 exons. Bases 81 to 728 code for a protein of 215 amino acids. NCBI's taxonomy places the organism in Eukaryota, Metazoa, Arthropoda, Insecta, Diptera, Drosophilidae. Gene Ontology annotation, biological process: spliceosomal snRNP assembly; mRNA cis splicing, via spliceosome; chloride transport.